AUCCACUGACCGCUGCCAACUCACAGUGAGGAUCGCGACGACUCCACAGCUCGGGGACACUAUCUCACAACGGUUCUUUUUUUUUAACCGAGCGUGUUAUUUUUGCUGCAUUUUCGUGUCAAGUUCAGGACCCGAGGAAAACGAGCUGCUCUGUUAUGGCCAAAGGAGAAGGAGGUGAACAGUCUUCCAACGCCAGUUUAUUAAACAAACCGGUCAGCUCGGAUGGCAUCACGCUCGCGAGGAAGCACGAGCAAAGGAACAGGUUGUCAGUCUGCAACAAGAUAUGCUAUGCCAUCGGCGGGGCCCCGUACCAGAUCACUGGAUGUGCCCUUGGCUUCUUUCUGCAGAUCUAUCUGCUGGAUGUUGCUCAGCUCGAUCCCUUCUAUGCUUCCAUCAUCCUGUUUGGGGGGCGAGCAUGGGACGCGGUGACGGAUCCCACAGUGGGAUUCCUGGUCUCCCGAAGCCCAUGGACACGAUUUGGACGCAUGUUGCCCUGGAUCCUGCUGUCCACCCCUCUGGCUGUGCUUUCCUAUUUCCUCAUUUGGUAUGUUCCUCCCUUUGAGAACGGCAAAGUCAUCUGGUACCUUUUCUUCUACUGCCUCUUCCAGUCACUUCAGACUUGCUUCCAUGUGCCGUACUCUGCCCUCACCAUGUUCAUCAGCUCGGAGCAGAAAGAGCGAGACUCGGCCACUGCCUACAGGAUGACUGUGGAGGUUCUGGGCACUGUGCUUGGUACUGCGAUCCAGGGGCAGAUUGUCGGCAUGGCCAACGCGCCCUGCCUCCCACGACCCAGUGACAUCAUAGCGGGCCUCAACAACUCGGCUGCCGGAUUCAACAGCUCUGACUCUGUCAUUUCCCUGGAUCACACGAAAGCCGCCUACAUGAUUGCCUCUGGUGUCAUCUGCUUGAUCUAUGUCCUCUGUGCUGUCGUUCUUUUCUUUGGCGUGAGAGAGCAAAAAGAUUCAUGCCGGCCCAGGUCCGAGCCCAUGUCUUUCUUCCAGGGAAUUAGGUUGGUGAUGGGGCACGGACCGUACGCCAAACUGGUCAUGGUUUUCCUCUUCACCUCUCUGGGUUUCAUGCUCCUGGAGGGAAACUUCGCCCUGUUCUGCAGCUCCACACUGGGAUUCAGAAACGAUUUCCAAAAUAUUCUGCUGGUCAUCAUGCUUUCCGCUACUCUGGCCAUCCCGUUCUGGCAGUGGUUUCUCACUCGCUUUGGAAAAAAGACGGCGGUUUAUGUUGGCAGCUUGGCCGUGAUGCCCUUCUUGAUCCUGGUGGUGUGUGUGAAGAGUAACCUGAUUGUCACCUACAUUGUCUCCCUUGCUGCUGGCGUGGGAGUGGCCUCAGCCUUCCUGCUGCCCUGGUCCAUGCUGCCUGAUGUUGUUGAUGAUUUCAAAGUGCAGAACCCCACCUCCACCGGCCACGAAGCGCUCUUUUAUUCCUUCUACGUUUUCUUCACCAAAUUUGCCUCUGGAGUCUCGCUGGGUGUUUCCACUCUCAGUUUAGAUUUCGCCGGCUACUUCACUCGAGGCUGCACUCAGCCAGACGAAGUGCAUUUAACCUUGAAAAUGCUGGUUUCGGCUGCCCCCAUCGUUCUCAUCUUCAUCGGUCUGGGGAUAUUGUACUCUUAUCCGAUCGACGAGGACAAGAGGCAAGGCAACCGCAAACUGCUACAGGAACAGAUGGACAGUGAGACGGAUUCAGAAACGGAUUCAGCAGAGUUGGCAAACAUGGUCUGAGGACAUUUAAGAUGACCUAUGGACCAGUAAGUUUGAUCAGCUCGAAUUUUGCACUGGACAGGACCAACUGACCCUGGGCCUGUCGGAUCAUACAGACACUACAUUGUCCAGUCCCACUGCGCCGGAUCCACGUCUCCACAAACUUGUCUGCUGUCUUUCUAAAAAAAAAAAAACUUACCACCUUGUUGACACAUGAAAUUCUCUUUCUUCUUUUGUCCAGUCUGAUGUCAAAAGCUUCUCCAUUUCUGUUAAAAGUACACAAAAACGAUAAACUGUGAUGGGAUCAUGUUUUGUCACUAUUGCCAUUUUCGGUGCUACCACUUACAACAUAAAUGGCCUUGAGCACUGGACUACAAACAGUUUUAUAGUUGAGAGAUGUAGGCUUUGUAAGACACUUGAACAAACAGUGAUGCCUUAAUUUCAGCCCUGGUUUAGGGUUAAAAUUUAGAAAACUGAUCUUUGUGCCAGACUCUUGCUCCGAGUCACCGACUAGUGUGCUCUGAGAAUUUUUUUAAACACGUUUUUUGUAAUUUUACAGAGUCUCCUCAUAGUUUUCUGAAACAGCCAGUUUCCAUCUCAUUCCUGUCCCUCUGUUUUUUUUUUUCUUUUUUCCUUCUUUCCUAUGGAAGACAUGAUAAAGUGCUGUUGGAACAAGUGGGCAGACAGUAACAGUCUGAAUGGCUGACUGUAGUUCCUCACCGUCAUACUGAAACCACUAUAUUAGUAAAAGCUGAUAGCUUGCACAAAUAACAGCAGUGCUUCUCCACCAAUUUGAAAUAGUUAGCUUUUUAUUUAUAGGAUGGCUACUGAAGACCUGGUGACUACAACCGGUACUAAUUAUUUAAGUAUUUAUUAGUUUCGAUUUUACUGUCGUUGAAUGCAUGUUUGCUGGAAAGUCGUGCUUCUUGCAGUAUUUAAAUCUAUUUAAAGCCUGUAAGGUUGUUGUUUUUUUUCCAACUAAAUGAAGAGAACAGUGUCAAGGUUUGUUUGUUUUUUUUUAAAAAAAACAAAAAACUGAAAAGACUUUCACAUCUUUUUAUUGCACGUUUCCAUCGCGACUGUCUCUUUUCCUUAUGCAUUCAAAAAGGGAAGCACAAUUGUGAAAAAAAAGAUGGGAAGUUGUGGAAGUCAACUUGUCUCCUUUUUUUUUUUUCAAAAAUGUAUUCUUUUUUGUAUAUACUGUAUAUGUGUUCGAUGCGACAACCAAGACGUUUGGUGAUCAUCACAAUCCCUGUACUGAAAAGGAGUAUUUACAUAUUUAUGUCUGUUGAUAUAAAAGAAAAAUGUGUACAGUCUCAUAUGUCAUACAUAAUGUUACAUCUUUGACAUGUUGUCUCUUGCCAAUGUGAAAAAUGUCCAUUUGUAUAAUUCACUUUAUUCUUUUGUUGCCUCGAGAGUCUCCUGAAGUCCAUAUUACUUGAUUCUGUACAUACCAACACAGUGCCAUUAUCUCACGCAAACUUUGUUGUAAUUGUACAUCUUGUAAAUACCAUUCUAUUAAGUCUGUCCCUUUUUUUUCUCAUGGCUUCAUAAGUGAACGUCCCUCGUGGCUCUUGAGGCUAUAGCCAAAAUGUGUGAGCUUUAUUCCAUGUGGACGCACGUGGAAAGCCUUGUGAAUGUGCCUCUUGUGCAUAUGUAGAUAGUGUAUGUAAGAAAACCUGUAAAUAUCUUUGAUAUUUGUGGCUGCAAGUGAAAUGAACUUAUGUACAUUGUACUGUAGUUAUUUAAGGAAACAUGUUGGGUCUGAAAAAAAGGUUAAUAAAUACUAAUAAGUGUACUGUGAA
This is a messenger RNA of Solea senegalensis (Senegalese sole), 3520 nucleotides long. RefSeq names its product major facilitator superfamily domain containing 2ab (gene mfsd2ab). The coding region runs from base 156 to 1736 and encodes 526 amino acids. The record is from RefSeq and is a predicted model, not a curated record. Gene Ontology annotation, biological process: carbohydrate transport. The transcript has 14 exons. Gene Ontology annotation, molecular function: lysophospholipid:sodium symporter activity. Gene Ontology annotation, cellular component: membrane. NCBI's taxonomy places the organism in Eukaryota, Metazoa, Chordata, Actinopteri, Pleuronectiformes, Soleidae.